Sebastes umbrosus (honeycomb rockfish) is the source of this 4824-nucleotide messenger RNA. RefSeq names its product cytoplasmic phosphatidylinositol transfer protein 1-like. Bases 287 to 1327 code for a protein of 346 amino acids. The transcript has 9 exons. NCBI's taxonomy places the organism in Eukaryota, Metazoa, Chordata, Actinopteri, Perciformes, Sebastidae. The record is from RefSeq and is a predicted model, not a curated record. Gene Ontology annotation, biological process: phospholipid transport. Gene Ontology annotation, molecular function: phosphatidylinositol binding; phosphatidylinositol transfer activity. Gene Ontology annotation, cellular component: cytoplasm.
UGAGAGGAGAAAGGAGGGAUCCUGAAGCAGCAGAGCUCAUUUCUCCCCUCACGUUCCUCGCCGGAGAGAGAGUCCUACUGGUUCCGAUGAACCAACUCAACCUUAACUCGGGGAGUAUUUCAUAACCCGGGAUAAAAACCAUCCAAACAAACAACACAUGCUUUUCUGACACGACUCCAGAUACUACACACACACCGUGGUCGGGUGGCGGAGGGGACAUUUACUACGUGGCUGGUUUUUGUGACACAUUGUGAACACACAGAGAGGAGAGAGACGGAGGGAGAAGAUGUUGCUGAAGGAGUACAGGAUAUGCAUGCCUCUCACAGUGGAGGAGUACCGCAUUGGGCAGCUGUACAUGAUCAGUAAACACAGCCACGAGCAGAGCGACAGAGGGGAAGGAGUGGAGGUCGUCCAGAACGAACCGUAUGAAGACCCGGCGCACGGCCAAGGACAGUUCACAGAGAAACGAGUCUACCUCAACAGUAAAUUACCCAGCUGGGCUCGAGCGGUGGUUCCCAAAAUCUUCUACGUGACGGAGAAAGCGUGGAACUACUACCCUUACACCAUAACAGAAUAUACAUGCUCAUUCUUGCCCAAGUUCUCCAUCCACAUAGAGACAAAAUAUGAGGACAACAAAGGAUGCAAUGACAACAUCUUUGACACCGAGCUGAAGGAGCAGGAGAGGGAGGUGUGUUUCAUCGACAUCGCCUACGAUGAGAUCCCCGAGCGCUACUAUAAAGAGUCCGAGGACCUGCGAUACUUCAAGUCAGAUAAGACGUCGCGGGGGAUUCUUCAGGAGGGCUGGAGGGACACCCAGGAUCCCAUCAUGUGCUCGUACAAACUGGUCACCGUCAAGUUUGAGGUGUGGGGUCUGCAGACACGUGUGGAGCAGUUUGUGCACAAGGUGGUUCGGGAUGUGCUGCUGCUGGGACACAGACAGGCAUUCGCCUGGGUGGAUGAGUGGAUCGACAUGACGAUGGAUGAGGUGAGAGAGUUUGAGCGCGCCAUCCAGGAGGCCACCAACGAGAAGAUUGGGUUUUUUCCGCCGUCGAUCUCCAUCGGCGACACGCCCCUGUCCUCCUGUUCCCUCACCGGCCCUGCCAGCGCCCCCACCACCCCCAUGUGCACUGACGCGCCCGAGUCCCUCUCUGUCCCCAAGGACCGACCCCGCAAAAAGUCUGCUCCAGAAACCCUGACCCUUCGCGACCCUGCCCCAAGUGACGUCCCCCAGCCCAGUACCCCGAGCCCACUACCCGUAUCAAACCACGUCCAAUCGUCCACACCGCCCUCCUGCAACUCUGAUAUUGCUGAGUUGGACGAGCAGUAGAGGGACCUUGGGAUGUCUUCCCCUACCCAGUGCUUUACUUAUUCCCCCCCCCCCCCCCCCAACGCCAUUGUCUUAGUAGCCCAACGAGACUAGCCUAACCUCCAAACACCAGUGGCCAGACAUUCACGUUCUCUAGCCAUAUCCAAUGAUUUGCCAUAAUCCCGGACACACAACGGUCCCAAUCACAAUAGAAGUCCACAUCAGCGUCACUGAUGCCAUCCAGGCAGCUGCAGGCUUAGCCACCCUGAUGUGGCUGACGUCCUCUUCCAGCCACAUGUCUCAUCUAUUAUAACAACCACCUGUGAUGUCUAAUCAAAACAAAGUGCAUCCCUAAUUUUUUUUUUUUUGUUGAGCGCCAUAUAAAUAAAUUAUUCUUAUUGUUUCCUUAUGAUUUAUUCAAUCAGAUGAGCUGAUUGCUUUCAAGCUGUUGAACUAUGAAGUAGUUGCCUUAGCACCACAGAGCCAGUGGUAUUUAUUAGUUCGGACAACGUGCGCGAAUGAAUGCCUGACAAAUACUGUCCUUUCUUCAGUCUGUAAAAUGGCUGCAUGUAUUAAAUUAGAGAGGAAAUCAAUGAGACAAACUAGAGUAGCACAGUAGAUCUAAUAUGAGACAGCCAAGAACCCACACAACAGAAUCACUUAGCAACUGUUUCCUGAGCCGUCUUAACUGGCCCUUGCGGAUCAGAUUGCACCCAUGCUUUCCAUCCCAAACUCCAAUUAUACAACAGAUGCAAGAUCAGUACAAUCACAGAGAGUUAACACCUCAGGUCUCCCCGACUCUACCUGGCUCACACUCCAAAGGCAGGGAUACCACCGCAACCUUUCUCACCCUGCUUAUUGCCAAACAGCCACAUUUUAUACCUCCACGGAUAUUACAAUACCGCAACUAUUGUAUGUACUAUACCAGUCUACUUAACCCUCGGAAUGUUUACACAUCAGAAACCUAGGAGCGUUUGCAUAUUAUUAGCAGUAACGUUGUACCUUUUAAGCUGUUGUUAUAUCUGCACUUGCGGUUUUAGCAUGACAGUUUAAUGAUUCUGAAUUAGUUGGAAGUUUAUGACUGCAUAUAUCUUACUCAAGCUGACUGAGAGGUCAAUACAACAAAAAAAAAAGUAAAAUGUUGCCUGAAACUAAUGCUGGACAUCUCAUGUGACAUAAACGUGAUCCAAUUUUAUCAAAUCACUUUAUUGUCACGUGUAGGAACAAGGCCAUUUUGGGGGCGUUUUUAAACAUUGACUGGUCUUGACAAUGACAACUCAAAGGGCACAUGCAUCAAGCUGACUUGAGUAUGUGCUUUGUUAGCUGCAUAGCAUUUUGCGGAAGUGCUGAUACUUUUUGACUUUGCAAGUCCCGGCUGUUAAUACCGAACUAGCGCUUUGGCGGGCGCGGAAAAUGAUUUUGAAACACCCUUCGCAGUGCCCCUUUAUUUGUGCCGGGCUAGUACUGCUAGUCACCAUCUAAAACAACAGGUUAUUCUUUGAACCCCCUUUAUUCCAGACAAUAUUACUCAAAGAAAGGGUUUUUAUAUGCUGCAUGGAAUGUGCACAACAUAUAUACAUAUUAUGUGAAGUAUAUUUGUAUAUACUGUAAAUGAAUGGAUUGGUACAGUAUAUUUGGUGAUGCAACUGUAUGGGGGGGAAACAAAGUGAAUGCCAACUUUGGAAGCUCUUUAACAAUUUUGUAUAUUAGGAAAAGCAGAUUUUGAGUGAAACAUAAGCAUGCCCAGAGAAUAUAGGCCUACAAACUCGUUCAACUCAGUGCCUCUGCAUGCAACUAUUGUAUCAUCACCUACAUGUGAGUAAACCAAAAUCUCUUAUAUGUCAUCUAUAGAAACACAAAAUGUCAUUGCAUUUCUUUGCCUGUUUUCUAUCUCAAAUGUUGCAUUUAACCAAGAAUGAAAAUGGGCUACAGCCCCAUAAUACAGUAGUUUAAACUACAAGAUAAUCAGAUCAAAUCAAUCAUAUCAAACAACGUCACCAGAAAUCUCAAGUAUCAGGGUUAGUUUGUUAUUAUAUUUUAUUAAAUUAGUAAAUUUUUGUUCCCCCAGUCAUACCAACUUCUUCUAACUUUACAGCGCAAAUGCAUUUUUGCACUUUUCCAGUCUUUGACACCUUAUUGGACAAUGAAGAAAUGUUUAACAGUCUUGUUGGGUUUGUUGGACCAAAGUCCUCUAAUACAGCGUAGUGAGUUCGAAGAGAGCAGUCCGAGGAGAGAGUCCUCAGUGGUCUUGCCAUAAAAUAUUGUUAAUAUUAUGUACAGUUUCUCACUUGCUUUUGUUAAAAAAAAAAAAAAAAUCAAAACGACUGUAGCUAUUUAUCUGUAACUGUAGCUUUUGUCUUUUGCCUUUUGAGGAUAAAAAUGUUAUAUACCAGUUAUUGGCCCUCUGUAUCGAUCUAUUAUGUAUAGAUUAUACAUACUUAAACCUCUGGUAUGGACCAUCUCUCUUGUCAGGAACACAGAGAUCCAGGGAUACAUUUGAUCUACCACGGGCUAUUAAAGAUAAUGCAAAAUAAUAUCCAAUUGUGUAACAUUAUUGUUCUGCUCUGUUUAAAAGAGUAACAUAUUAGGUAUUGUAAAUACUAUUGUUAACGACUGAGUAGGUUUCUUACAUUGAAUCUGUUCCAAGUUGCAUCCCUGAUGUGACACGAAUGUGCUCAAAGAUUUCAAAUAGACAGAGAAGGAUAUUCUUUAGUGUUUGUGUGAUAAGGAUGGCGUCUCCGCGGAUAUGAAUUUGACGUUUCUUUUAAUCUCUAGGAGUAAUAUGUGUCUUUAUCUAUGAAGUCAUUGUCAUCUAUCGAGGAUACUGAAUUCCGUCAAGUUCUCAAUCGAGUAUCAAGGUUCCUCAUCGUAGUGGUGCACUUUUGACUCUCCAGUUGCUUUUGGUGACCCUGCAGGGCAAACUUAUUUGUACAAGUUGUAUCAUAAAAUUAAGCUUUUCUUUUUUUAGUGGGGUGGCUGCUUUGACGUUUACUUGCCAUGGUAAUUCAGAGGUGAUUGGCUUUUUCUCUUGUUUCUCUUUUUUUUGUAGUAAACCUGCUGUACUUUGAAUUUGUGGUUGCUGUAUUGUUUGAAGGAAAAUCUAAAUUAGUUUAUCAUUAUUUCUUUGGAUAAAAGGACCAAGCUUUUCGCUCCUCCUCCCCCUCCCCCCUGAUGCAAUUUGCAUUCGGCCAGGCUGUUUUGCUGUCUCCUGAUAACUGGGAACCGUCUCACCAACCAGGAUCACUGAGUUAGCUGUGCCGAACUGCUCCGAGUGAAAACCAGAAGCAGCCCAGUGUAAUUCACUGGCUGAUUCAGCUUUCUACAUUGAUGCUGCUUUGUGAAACGGGUCCCAAAAGUGCCAUUCGUGUUCGGCUGCUGGAAGUCGCUCUCAGUUCUUCCACUUUAACUAUUAUUGUAUUUGUUAUAUUUUUACUGCCCUUUGAGGUUCAUUUGGUUCUUUGUUGUAAUUGUUUUACUUUUUUUCUGAAAUAGACAAAUAAACUUUACUAGCUAUUGCA